AUGAGUGUCGAAGAAACCGAAGACAGCCUUUAUCCCAUUGCAGUUUUACUGGACGAACUGAGGGCCGAUGAUGUCAAUUAUCGAUUAAAUGCCAUCCGGCGACUUUCCACAAUCGCUUUAGCCUUGGGGGUGCAAAGAACACGAGAUGAACUUAUACCAUUCCUUGACGAAUCCAUUGAUGAUGAAGAUGAAGUGCUUCUUGCACUUGCUGAAGAGCUUGGCAAUUUUGUCGAAUAUGUUGGUGGAAAAGAAUACGCGCAUAUUAUACUUGGUCCAUUGGAAAAUUUGGCGGCUGUAGAGGAAACUCUAGUCAGAGAAAAGGCAUGUAUACAGUAUAAUGCUGUCGAGUCUCUCACCAAGAUCGCGGAAGUGCUUUCUCAACAACAAAUUGAGGAAUAUUAUAUACCACUUAUUAAACGUCUGGGAGGUGGUGAUUGGUUCACGAAUCGCACUAGUGCCUGUGGUUUGUUCGCAGCAGCUUAUCAGAAUGCAACACCAGCUUCGCAAGAAGAAUUACGGUCAAUGUUCAGACAGUUAACUAUGGAUGACACGCCAAUGGUUCGAAGGGCUGCUGCUGCGAACCUAGGGAAAUUUUCCAAAAAAAUUCCAAAAGAACAGGUCAUCUCAGAUAUAAUUCCGCUGUUUAACAAACUUGCACAAGACGAACAGGAUUCCGUACGCUUACUAACGGUGGAUGAUCUUGUUUCGAUUGCCGAGAUCCUUACAAAAGAAGAGAGUAAGACCUAUCUUUUACAAACAUUAAGGAGCAUGGUAUCUGAUAAGAGUUGGAGAGUUCGAUAUAUGAUUGCUGAAAAUUUUGUCAAGAUCGCGAAGGCUGUAGGAGAUGAAGUGACGCGUGAAGAAUUGGUAUUGGCAUUUGUUAAUCUACUCAAAGAUAAUGAGGCUGAAGUGAAAACAGCCUCUUCCGGUCAAGUUCCAGGUUUCGCCCAAUAUAUUGACAAACAGACAAUUUUGUCUCACAUAUUACCAUGUGUCAAGGAUUUGGUAACCGAUACCUCACAACACGUCCGUGCUAGUCUGGCUACCCAAAUUAGUGGUCUGGCACCUAUUUUGGGCAAGGAAGCCACGACCGAACAUUUGCUACCUCUCUUUUUACAACUUUUGAAAGAUGAGUCCCCUGACGUGAGGCUUAACAUCAUAUCCAAGUUAAAACAAGUGAACGAAGUUAUUGGCAUUGAACUCUUGUCACAGAACCUUCUUCCGGCAAUAGUUGAAUUGGCUGAAGAUAAACAGUGGCGUGUGCGACUUGCGAUCAUUGAUCAUAUUCCCUUGCUUGCGAGUCAAUUGGGUGUCUCCUUUUUUGAUGAGAAGCUUGGAAAUCUUUGUAUGUCUUGGCUAGGGGAUAACGUAUAUUCCAUUCGUGAGGCGGCAACGGUUAAUUUGAAAAAAUUAACCGAAGUUUUUGGUGUUGAAUGGGCCAAGACUACUAUCAUACCAAAAGUUUUGGCGAUGGGCACUCAUCCAAAUUACCUAUACAGAAUGACUACGAUUUUUGCGAUCACGACGAUGGCGCCUGCAGUUACCCCUGAAGUUAUCAGAGACCACAUCCUUCCCACAGUGAAUAACCUUGUCUCCGAUCCUAUUCCUAACAUUCGGUUCAAUGUUGCUAAAUCCUACGAAGUAUUAAUACCAGUUCUUAAACGAAGUCCUGAAACGGGAGUACUAUUGGAAACCCAAGUAAAACCGGCGUUGGAUAAAUUAAGGGAGGAUUCGGAUGUCGAUGUCAAAUACUUUGCUGAAAAGGCAUUACUUUCUG
Messenger RNA from Acaulospora morrowiae, 1777 nucleotides. NCBI's taxonomy places the organism in Eukaryota, Fungi, Glomeromycota, Glomeromycetes, Diversisporales, Acaulosporaceae. The record is from the annotation of a GenBank genome assembly.